AUGGUACUUGUAAGUGUGAAACCAAAGGACGUUGAAACCGAUAACGCUAUGCUUAGAUCAUUCCCCUUUUCUCUUGUGGAUAUGGACAAUGAGUGGUUUUACAAUCUCCCAGUAGGUAGCAUUACUACACGGACCAGUAUGAAGAAACAUUUUCUUGAGAAGUACUUUCCCGCAUCCAAGGUAGAAAAAAUCAGGAAAGAGAUACGCGGCAUUGUUCAAAGGACAGGUGAAACUUUGUAUGAGUAUUGGGAGCGUUACAAGAGAUUAUGUCAAAGUUGUCCGCAUAACCAAAUCACGGAGCAACUUAUCAUCCAAUAUUUCUAUGAAGGACUCUUAUUAAAUGAUAGGACAAUGAUUGAUGCUGCAAGUGGUGGAGCUUUAGUUGACAAGACACCCGCACAAGCAAGAGCUUUCCUUGAGAAUAUGGCAUCCAAUUCGCAGCAAUUCUCCACCCGAUCAGAAACUCUUUUCAAGAAGGUUAAUGAAGUCGGUGACGUUUCUCAUAUGGAACAGAGGAUGUGUAAUAUGGAUAGGAUGAUGCAACAAAUUUCUGCAGUGAUUGUUCCAUCGUAUGAAGGCAAUAUGGAGCAUGCAAAUGCUAUCUUCCAAAAUCAGCAAACGCCGAGUUACACCAACAAGCAAGCUGCAGCAUAUCCUACUUUCAACCAACAAGGUGGCUACCAAUUUAUGCAAAGACGACAUCAAGAAUCUCAAGGCACAAGUGUGGAUGAGAAAUUCACUCUUAUGAUGCAAGGGAUGCAAGAGAUUUCGAAGUCAAUGCAAGGUUUCAACCAAUUCCAGCAGAAAUACGAGAUGGAUAUGAGAGAUGUGCAAAACCAAGUUAGUCAAUUGGAUAAUGAUAUUAAUCUACUCAAGGCACAAGGAUCUGGAAAGAUUCCUUCGCAACCAUUGAACCAUAAGGAGAACGUCAAUGCUAUUGAGUUAAGAAGUGGGAAGCAAGUUAAGCAACCGGCAACAUCACGGAAACUCAUGGACUUGUUUGAAAAGUCCAAGAAGGAGACACUAUACAAAGAGAUUUAUGAGAUCUUCAAGAACACCCAAGUGAACAUACCACUCAUUGAAGCGAUAAGGCAAGUUCCUCGCUAUGCAAAGUUCUUAGAGGAAUUGUGCACUAAGAAGCACAAAUUGACCGGUAAUGAAGUAAUGAGUGUGGGGGAAAACGCUACGGCAUAUCUUCUAAAGAAACUCUCACCUAAAUUAAAAGAUCCCGGUAGUUUUACUGUACCUUGCACAAUUGGUAAGACAAGGUUUACAAAAUCUUUGCUAGAUUUAGGUGCAUCUAUUAAUGUCAUGUGA
Molecule: messenger RNA, 1317 nt
Organism: Papaver somniferum (opium poppy)
Lineage: Eukaryota; Viridiplantae; Streptophyta; Magnoliopsida; Ranunculales; Papaveraceae
Exons: 3
Coding region: 1-1317 (438 amino acids)
Source: RefSeq, a predicted model, not a curated record